Messenger RNA from Daphnia carinata, 644 nucleotides. RefSeq names its product endocuticle structural glycoprotein SgAbd-3-like. Gene Ontology annotation, molecular function: structural constituent of chitin-based larval cuticle. The record is from RefSeq and is a predicted model, not a curated record. Gene Ontology annotation, cellular component: chitin-based extracellular matrix. Bases 1 to 621 code for a protein of 206 amino acids. Lineage: Eukaryota; Metazoa; Arthropoda; Branchiopoda; Diplostraca; Daphniidae. The transcript is spliced from 4 exons.
AUGAACGUGUUUGCAGAAAUCAAGAGAAAGGUUGUUAAUUCCCCAAUAAACAACAGUAAAAGUAUAAGCAUAAGCACGUCGAUAUUGCUACCUAUUCGCUGCAUGCAAUCACUGCAUUGCAACAGCUAUGGCCUGGAAUUUUUUUAUCGCAGCUUUCUUGGCUAUCGCCGCCGCUUCACCUUCCAGUUGCAAGCCGGAAUAAAAGCUCCCAGUUACCCUACCCCAAGUUACACUACACCAAAAUAUCACUACACUAGCCAAUCUGACGAGCGAAACCUCGAUGGCAGCAGCCAAUGGAGCUUUGUUCAGUCUGACUACACUACUCGUGAGGAGUCUCAGGUCCAGAAGAAGAUGCAAGGACUCACCUAUGAUUCUUACGGCAAAGAAUCGUACGGUGAAGUCCUAGGCAACACCAACAAAGGAUCCUCUUACUGGGUUUCUCCUGAAGGCCAGAAAUUCAUCUUGACGGGGGUUGCUGAUGAUGCCGGAUUCCAGCCCAAGGGUGACCAUUUGCCAGUCGCUCCCGUCCACGUCUACGAGCUCCCAGUUGCUCCUGUUCACGAAUACGAACUUCCAGUUGCCCCUGCUCUCCCUUAUGCGCGCACCGGACUCGGCUAUUAAGAUAUAAGUAUUUCAUUAGUGAU